GAAUCACAUGACUAGAACCCAGAUCUUCCGUUCGAAGGAAAUGAGUAGGUCACUUCGAUGUGACAAGCCAAAUCAGGGGUUAAGCAAGUGCUAUUUUUGUCGUUUUACGUGUAUUUCGCUGUUUAAAAACUUUCACCUUGUGCGAUCAAAGAGCCGUUAGUUCAAGGAAAAGUCAUCAUGUCUUUAGCAGGGUUCAAAAAACAGAUUAACAAAGCUAAUCAGGUAAGAACAAGUUGGGAUUCUCGCGCUGUCGUGGCUGAUCGCUUAGCUUCUUUUUGAAAUUCACAAAUUUGAUUUCCGUUUCGUGUCACAGUUCAUGAGUGAAAAAAUUGGAGGUGCCAAGGGAUCAAGACUAGAUGAAGAUUUUGUAGAGUUAGAAAGAGUAAGUAUUGGAUAAGCUAUCACAAGUUUCAUGAGUAAAAUUGCGACCAUGGCGCGGUUUUGGCAUGAUAAACCCAGGCUUGAAUGACACUCACUGUCAAAUGGCACUUACACACGAAAUUAUCCACGAACGCAGAUCUUGUUGCUGCCCUUUAUGAAACGUCCACUUCAUUUUGUCAUUUUCUCUUCUCACAGAUUUCGUGUUAGUGCUUAUUUUCUUGAGCAUAACUACCACAUUCUUGCCACAGCUGUAGCCCGUAAUUGCUCUCCGUACGCCGGUUUUCACAUGCUGCAGAUUUCAAUCUGUCGUAUUUUUAAGGCGUAAUUUGAAAACUGUUGGUCAAAUUUCUCUUUUUAUUGAGUUUGUAUUUACAAAACAUUCUAAUUUACCAAACAAAAAGUCGAAAUUCGAUGACGUCCGUGGGUGUUUUUUAAUUAUUGCUGAAGCUUUCAUGUCGCGAAUGUCAAAACGUGCACGUUCGAUGUUAUUCAUUAAAAAUUUUUCUUCAUUAAACAGUUAAAAAUAAAGCUUCUAUUUUUAUCGCUGUAACCUGCAGUUGUUUCAGCAAUGCUCAAUAAAAAACAAAAACUACGAUCUAUUUCACGAACGCAUUUGACUUGCGUCUUCCUUUGAGCUGUGAGUCACAGAAUCUUAAGUGUACGUGAUAGCUUAUCGUUUUACACUAAUGUUUUGAAACCUUUAUUCAAUAUAACCGUUUAUAUGUGAUAUUAUAUAAUCCAACAAUGAGGUUAAUCCCUUUUCGAUGGAUAAUUCCAUCUUAAGUUAUGCACCUGUUACAAAGAAUGCAUAAAUUUUAUCAAACCGGGUGUAAACACCAAGAAUGGUGCCAAAAUCUGUUUGAAAUACCCAUCUCAACUUUGUUGUGAGAUAUGUGUGGUCGAUAUGCAUUUUGUAUACGCAGCAUCACUGAUAUCCUCCACUUAAAAGCUCCUUACAAUCCUGGGUGCCUAUUUAAGAUUUUGACUUUAAAGCGUUAUGUAAUAUUAAUCAAUUAGAGGCACUAAAACAUUUUUCCUUUUGAGAAAAAGAACCUUGACAGGGUCUAUGUUUACUAAAUCUUCAUGUGGAACCUGGAUCACAUGGAGGUAAAGAUAACUGGCAUUGGCUUACACUGCAACCCUUUUAGUGCCAAGAGUAACCAACAUCAGCUUUCUCCUUACAAUAUCAAGGCUGUGCUCUAAGGAAAACUGAAAGGAGCCCAUGUGCUCUUAAUCUGUAAAAUCUAGGGUGCCCAGCAUAUGAUUUGUAUGAAAAAAGUAGGAUUUUCUAGUCGCCCAAGAGCAAAAGUUAGGUGCCAGGGGCCACCGGGCUCUGCCAGAGCACAGCCUUGAAUAUCAGUACGUAAUAUAGAGAAACAGUUAUGAGAAUUAAUGAAAUGACUACCAAAGAGGAAAGGGAUGAAUAGGCGAAUGGAUUGGCGGAUUUUGAAAAUAGUUUUGCCUGGAUUUCAGAUUCAAAGUGAGAUUUUUUUGGAUUUCUGGAUCCUGCAAUCGCAGUGGAUUGCGGAUUCAUAUAUUUUUGGACCCGGAUUUUGGCCUUUGCGUGUAAUUAAAAUUUUUUUGCCUGGAUUUUGGAUUCACUGCAAUAAUUGAAGGGCGGAUUUGGUUAAUAAAUCAUAACGGAUUGCAAGAUUUGCAUACUCCUAUUCACCCCCCUCCCCUCAAAGAGAAAAUUCUGUUGACAAAUUCCCUCAGGAAUUGUGUGGAAAUCAGCCUGCAGAAUUUCUGUGUGGACAAUAACGGCUGGUUUUCACUAGCGGCAAAGUCAGAGUCGAAGUCGUAAGGGGAGCCACAAGAGUGCUUAUGACUCAGUGAAAAUCAAUCAAUCAAAGUCAUAAGUGCGACAGAAUCAGAGUCAGAAGAAUCAGAACGUUUCCAUUUUCUUCUGACUCCACUUACAACUCUGUUGGUUACGAUCUAACGAAAACCAGAUUGCCGGAGUUCAGAAGCAAAACGGAAGGAGAAACCAAUCACAGUGCACAUUCCCAUGCUUUGUGACUGGUUUAGUUCAUCCACUUGUGCUUGUGACUCCGACAAGCUAGUUUUCACUUGAUCAUAAGUGACGGAGUCCUAAGCAAAAUCAGAAUGCUGUUUUCACUAGAUCAUAUUUUUAGUCUUACACUUCUGAUUACAACUCCGACUCCGUUGCAAGUGAAAAGUAGCAUUAACCAAUCAGGUUUCAUAUUCUCCACACUGUUCUCCAUGCAUUCCCUUUGGUACAUGUACAAAUAAGGAGAAUUUGUUUAACAGUCAAGACAAUUUUCACUGGUUGAUAAUAACCUUUUCUCAUUAACUUUACUAUGUUUGAUUGAGCUCUGUGACUUAAGGAGUAAAAAUAAUGUUUAAUGUUGGUCACUCUUUGGGGUGAAAGGGUUGCACUGUAGCUGAAAAGAAACUGCGGUGAGGAAAGAGAAGGAGAGGGUUGCUAGUUGGGUCACAGGGGUAACUAGCAGAAAUUUGAACUGUUUUUCCUUUUUCCAAUUUUUGGAGUAAGAUUUUUUUUGCCUGAUAUGAUAUUGCUGCAGUCCAUUUUUUUUACUGGAAUACCAAAAAUAAUUUAUAAUAAUUUAUAAUUUAUAAUUUUUCCACUGGAAUACCAAAAAUAAUUUAUAAUUUUAUUGAAACAUUGAUAAUAUUAAGGUUUAUUGGAAAUUAAUAUUAUGGUCACCAACAGUGGUUUAUUUUUUAUUGUUUAUUUCCCAUUUUCCCCCUCUCUUUUAUUACUUUAGAAAACUGAUGUAACUGCAGGACUUGUUGAACAUGUAAGCCACAAAACUAAAGAAUAUCUUCAGCCUAAUCCAGGUACAUGCAUGAUCAUUCCAAAAAUGUUGAUGCACAUAUUUUCCAAACUUUGAACUAAAUAGUUGAUUAUAUCCCAUGUACUUUCAUUGCAACACCUUAACAUGUAAAAAAAGUGAAUAGCCCAGACAGUGUCUUUCCAAGAUGAACACAGUUUGGGCUGUGGUAGCCAUUUCAGAGAUCUGAGCUCUAUGGAGAUAGGACACCCCAGGGAAUUAUUUUGACUGUAUAUUUUAAAUACCUUUUAUACUUGUACAGGUUUUGUAUACCAGUAUUUGUUUGUACAAGUUUCAUAGCAUGUAGUGCUGAAUGAAGAUCGAAUUUAUUCAAUCUGUUUGGAGCCUCAUCAUGAACAAGUUUACACUGUACAUGUACUGUAAGAGGAUGACAAAUUGUUUAUGAUCUUCAUUUAAAGCGGCCCGAGCCAAGCUCACAAUGCAGUCAACUGUUCACAAAGUCCGUGGAGAGGCUAAAGUAUCACGAUACCCUCAACCCGAGGGCCUACUGGGAGAAACUAUGAUGAAAGGUGGAGAAGAUCUGGGAGAAGAGUCACUGUUUGGUAAGAUAGUACAUGUGCAGCACUCCCAUGCUAUCAAAAAGUAAAAAUAUACCAAGCAGACACUUCCCUGCUCGCAGAGGUCUCACGCUUCGUCAUGAGAGACCUCCACUAGCAGGGAAAGCAGACACUUGUUUCAUUCAACAGCUACGAUGGAGCAAAGAGGCUGCUUGCAAGUCCCUCUCAUUUGUUCCCUAAAUAUUCAUAUCUCAGGGAUGGCUCUGAUGAGUUUUUCUCAAAUAAACUUGGUUUACCCCUUUCCUCCACAACCAACAUUUCUAAAUUCCAAUUUCAGGGCUCGAAAUUAAAAAAAAUGUCUUGUCGCAAAUUUGCGACUAGUUACGAAAAUUUGGUCGCAACUUUGAAAAUGUUAGUCGCGAAAUUUAUUGAGGCCAUUUAAUCAAGAAAUAAGUAGGCUUUUAAAUGAUUAACGCUUUAAUUUUCAUUCUUUCAACAGCGUUCAUGUCAUUUCGAGACUUAAUAGUACAGAACGUUUAGCGUCUCGGACAACACCAGUUCAUCUAAACGAUCAAGUUGAACCGGCGUUAAGGCACAUAAAUUAGUGUCUGUUAUUUUAGUCAAAGCGAUAGAUUUCCAAAUCGUGAACAGAUAUUACAGCAGGAAACUGCAGUUCUUAAAUGCCUCCAAUCUCUGCAAAAUAGCAAUAACAUUUGUACUGGGCAGACAUCCGACAUGGUUAUAGGUUACGUUACGUAACUAAAUUCCUUUAGUUUUACCUUUUGUAGGUUUUCCACUGAUGACAAAACAAGUAACGAAUUCUUUUAUAUAUUAAGCUUUACAUCUGAAGUAUCAGGGGUGUUACUACAGUGAUUAUUCAAAGAACCCUGAAGGACUGAAUCAUUCGAUACGAUGAUACGUGCCAUGCGGACAUUCCGCCAUCUUUGUUUGCUAAACCUCGUUUUCAUGUAUACGUAGAUUCGCAACCCACUUGGAACCGAUUUAUUUUACAUGUAAAUCUUUUUUUUUAAACUAAAACAGCUCGGUGGAUUUCUUCGUUUAAAAUGUGACCUUUGAAACAAUUUAAGUCGCUUUCAUCCGACAUAAUUGACUCACUAAAGAAGAACACGUGUACUGUGAGGGCCGUAACGCGGGUCAUAAACGCGGGAAAAGUCCUCAGCAUGCUGGCGGGACUGUCAGCGGCAAAUCAAAACGAAAUAUGAGCCUGCAAUGUACAUGUUUACAGAACCCGCUGAAAAUCGCGUGCUGUUGAAGGAAUAUCGUUACGUGUAUGCAUUCCAGGUAAAUUACGGUAAACCUUCAGAUUGUAACAAAAUUAUAAGACGCUACUUCAAUGAAUCUUUUUAUUUCUAAAUUUAUUUAAGCAAAAAUUCAAGUGCUAGUCCUUUUAUUUCUUAUCACUUAAGGCAAAACCUAGUCGCAAAUUUGCGACUACUCUCGUUUUUCUAGUCGCAAAUAAGAAAAAUUAAGUCGCAAAUGCGACCGUAUCGGUCGCAAUUUCGAGCCCUGAAUUUGAUCUGGAAAGCACAGUAACGCAUUUAAAUGAGUUCUUUGGAGUGUAGGUACAGUGCAUUUCAUAGGAUAAGCAAAUUCCUUUUUAACGAGGGAAGGGUCAGGGGGAUGAUGAGUAGAGAACUUGGCAUAUCAGAUUGACCUCCUACCCUAUGCAUCAUAUGACUGUGUUAUUAGUAAAAUCCGACUAGUGCUCUAUUAUCAAUGCUGCAUUCUGAUUGGUUGAGCUACCACUAGCCUAUAUGUUAUAGCCCAAUAGUAGCAAAAAGCGCUGGCUUUGAAAACCAAAAUGGCGGAUGAAUCGCGUUUUGCUAGCUAAAGGUGUUUUGUCUCGAUAUUUUUGAUCAACUAGUUGGGUUUUACUAAAACAUUAUUAUUCCUCUCACCCUUAAUGGCCUCAUGGGCUAUUGACUCAGUGUGCUCGAGGAAUAAUUGUUAAUUACACUUGUAUUUAGUGAUGUUUAGUGCUAUUUGAUUCUUUUGAUUGUCUACAAGGCCCUGACUGAUCUGCAUAUACAGUAUAACAGAUCUGACUCAGAUCUUUCAAACUGUGAUACGCCUGAUUAGUCCUUAUGAUUAACAUCAUAGAACACUCUUGUUGUUCCAUUACCCAAUACAAAGAGUUCUGGUGACCACAAUUUUCAAAUAGCUGUCCUACAUGUAGUACUGUGGAACUCACGACCAAAACAUAAUCAUUCUGCAGGCUCCUUAUUAGGUCACUAUAUUUGGCCUGGACAAUAACAAGAUGUCCGGGCCAAAUACAGGUUUGGUUUACAGAAAAAUGUGUGAAGAUGAGCUUGGGAUUUACUUGUAUUGACGUCCACUUUACUGUACCUUAAGAUGCAAUCCACUUCCUAUACGUAGCAGAUUUCACUGUAUUUAAAAGAGACCAAAAUUGCAUUGACAUUCUUUAUAUCAGGUCAAGCACUUAAGGAUGCUGGUGAAGCAUUCUCAAAUUUAGCUGAAAUAAAGGAAGCUCUUGAUUCAAAUGUCAAGCAAAAUUUCUUGGACCCACUUGAACAGCUGAAGAACAGAGAUAUCAAGGAGAUCAUGGUACUCAAAUGGUUUUGAACUCUCAUGUUGUGCAGUUAAACCAGUAAAGAGCUUCUAGUGCUUGCUUUCCUUUUUUUGUUUGUGUUUGUGAACUGGUGGGAAGAUUGGAAACUUCAAUUUGACUAUUGCAGCAAAGUGUACAUGUACAUUGAGAGGUUAUGAAACCAUCGUUAGGAUAGAAAGUACCGUAGUGCUUAGUGUUGUAAGAUGGUAUGACCAAGGUUCUACAUCGUGUGAGGAGAAUAAAAUAAUGCAGCAGCUUAGGAUUACACUGAUAUAAGUAUAUUUGUCAAAAUUAAUGAUAGUGUUAAACCUUUGGUUUUAAAUAAUAUUGGUGUUAAGAAGUUUUUUGUAAUAUUAUUAUUAUUUUCAUUUUCACAGCACCACAGAAAAAAGCUUCAGGGCAGACGACUUGAUUAUGAUUGCAAGAAGAGAAAAGCACACAAAGGUACAGAUGGUACAGUGUAUGUACAAUGUUUGUACACUGUAAGAGUUCAGUUGACCACCAUACAUGUCCAUACACAGGCAGUCAUGUUGUAAUAGGCCAAAAUGUUUACUGUGGCUGACAUGUCAAUAAGCACGUAAUGAUAUACAAGUGUUUGUCUAACUAUCUGGGAUUAUGAAGGACUCUGUCAGAUAUGACAGAAAUCUCCCAGUCAUCUGUAUGGUUCACCAACUCCUGGAUCAUGAAAAUGUCUAUUGAGCUUGCUAUAAAUUAUAUCCGCAUUGCCGAUAGUAAUGCGUCCCCUAAAUUCCCUUAGGGUAUUUUGCAUUCUAGCACUAUAUUUAAAAAUUCAGUUUUGAGCUAGCAGUGGUCAUGAACAGAAGAAUUCAGAUUUAGAAACAAAGACUUGGAGAUUCACGCUAGUCGAAUCAUUCUGUAAAUCACGCUAUUUAUCCUCGAAAUGUAGAAGUGAAAGAGGCAAGCCGAUUUCGACACGUGAAUGUUAAUUAACUUGAACUGUAGAAUACUGAGACACUGAGAAUUAAAUAAUGAAUCUUGAAGAACAGCGAAAAGACGACAACAGAGCUUUUCAGUGCUAUUGUUUGUUUUCCCAAGACAUUAAGAUGAUUUUGAUUUUUAAGGUCAUAGAACAGUUUCUGGUGGUAUUUUUGAGUGGCUUUCAUUGUCAUUAUAGUCAUGGACCAAAGUGAUUGUUGAUGGUCUAUUCUAGUUUACAUGUAUGUUCAAGACUACAUGUAAUGUCCAGAGCCACAGCCAUGUUAUGUUUUGAAGAAUGGGUUGAUUUGUGUUUAUUGGGGGUAGGGUGUGUUAAUAUUGCAAAAGUGUCAGCCUCCAGAUUUUUUUGGCUUUCCAAGAUUGACAUCUUUGGAAGCAUAUCCUGAAUACCAUGCUACCCUUUUAGUUCACGAGGAAGAAAUUAGAGCUGCAGAGGAAAAGUUUGAAGAAUCCAAAGAAGUUUGCUAUAACAGCAUGUUGAAUCUCAUCGAGACUUCUGAUGUAAGUGACUGUAUACAUCUCACUUAAAGAGCCGUUACUUUUCUCUGGCUUAUUUUAAUGAUUGCUUUGGUUCAAAUCUCCUGCUUCAUAUACCAUACAUCAACAUGUAACCAUGUGACUUUUAGUGCAACCUACACUGCAAACAUUAGUAACAGUAUUAAUGUAUCAGCCACUAUUAUGAUUACUGCAAAACGAGAGUUGAAUAAAAAGAACAAUCUUUCCUGAGUGAAGUGGAGGUAAAAACAUUCGGGCUCAUCCUUGGUGUACCUGCUAAAAGGCCAGUCUCUCUAUCAAGCCAAUCCUUGGUGUAAGAACCUGAGAAACUCCUAGUUGACAGAAACCAAAAGGAAACGAAAAAACAUUUGAUAAACAAUUAAAGAGAAAAAGUUAACAGGUUCUCAGUAGUAAACACAAGAUUUAGGCCAUUUUAGCGAAAACAAAAAUGGCCUAAACUACUUUACAGUAUAUGCCCACCCCACUUCAUCACCAACCCUCAAUGAUUUUAUUGUAAUAAUUAUCCUUACUGGCUAGGCCUGUUUCUACUGAAGUAAGGAACAUACAGUCAGUUAUGUAUUGUGGUUAUUUUAUAACAGGUGGAACAAGUAAGUCAGCUUGCAGCUCUAGCAGAAGCGGUAUUUGACUAUCAUAAACAUUGCUAUGAUGUCAUGGAAAGUUUGGUUGCAACUCUGAACAACAAGUAUGUGACUGCAGCGUACUACACUCCUACACAUUUACAUUACUACAUGUAAUAAUAACAGCAACAAUGGUUUGAUUCUGGCUGAAGAAGAAAAUAGAUAAUGGAUGACAGUGUAUUUGCCUAUAACAGUUAUCCAUAAUAGUUUUCAUUUUAUUAUUUCUUUUCAAUUCUACAUGUACGAGUGGUUUGGUGCAUGUUGCCCAUAAUCAUUCUGUCAAUUUAAACUUUUCCUUCCUUCAUCUUUGAAUAAUAAUAUUAUUAUUCUUUGGUCUUAUUUCAUAUGUCAUGCAGCCUCAAUAUACAGUGUGUGCAUAAUACUAUUAUAUAAUUCACUCAGGUAUUUUUUUAGCUUUGCAAAUUAAUUAAUGAUACAAAACACAAUCUUGUUUGAUAGAGUUUCAGAAGCUGCCAGUCGCCCUCGGACUGAACGUCAAAGCAUCAGGAGAAAUCAUCAAGAUGACGAUAGUGAUGAGGAACCUCAGUCUUCAUACAGUUUAGCACCAACGCCAUCAGCUCCCCCCUCAGCUCCACCCCCAGCGUCAAAUGGCUCCUAUUUCAGUGGUCCAUUCAAAGCUUUGUACGACUUUGAGUCAGGUGUGUUACUAUGGAUACAUGUACAUGUACAUUUCUUUGGGAUGAUCCAUUACUGGAUUUGUGACCAGUGAUCGAGAUCAUGAUGCAUCAAAAGAACUGAUGAAUCCUUGUCCAGUUCAUUUAGAAUCGAUUACUAUUAUUUAUUAGUAAAAUCCAACUAUUGGUCUAUUAUCAAUGCUGUGUUCUGAUUGGUUGAGCUCCUACUAGGAUAUAUGUCAUAGCCCACUAGUAGCGAAAAGCGCCUGCUUUGAAAACCAAAACAAUGGCAGCUGAAUCGCGUUUUGCUAGCUAAAGUUGUUUUGUCGUGAUAUUUUUGACCAACUAGUUGGAUUUUACUAAAACAAUUAUUCGUCUCACCCUCAUGGUCUCUGAGUCAAUAGCCGAUUUGGCCUUCGGUCUCAUGGGCUAUUGACUUAGAGCCCAUUCGGGUUCGAGGAUUGUUAAGUAUUUUUUGGGUGGCAUUGUAUGUCUCGUUUUCCCUUAUUUUCUGUGGAGAGGGAAUGAAACAGUUUUGAAGCUACAUUGUAGCAUCAGUUUGCCAGCUCAGGACCCCACAUUUGAGGUAGCAUCCACUGAGCUCCAUUUUUAUGAUGUUGCAUAGAAUCAAGAAAGCUAUUUUAAAGUUGUCCAACACACUGAAGAUCAAGGUGUCAAAAUUUUUCUUAGAUAGAAUUUAUGUUCUUCAUUGAAUUGCAGGAGACCACAAAAUAGUGGUGCCACAGUUCAAACAAUAAAUAUCAGGAGUUCUUUGCAAAUUAUUCAAUGAUCAGUCUCUCCUCCCUCUCUGCCCUUCUCUUAUGCACAUCUACUGAUACCUCCAUUUAUUUCUGAGUGUGCACUUAUUAAACUUGCCUUUUUGUUCUCACUGUACCAUUUUUUUUGCUUAUUUUUUUAGAAAACGAUUCAGAGCUUGAUUUUAAUGAAGGUGAUAUCAUUCAGGUGGAGGAACAAAUUGACGAAAACUGGCUGUCAGGCUCACUUAAUGGCAAAACUGGAAUAUUUCCAACUAAUUACGUGGAAAAAAUGUGAACAAUGUUCAAUUGAAAUACUAGUAAUAUCUUUAGGAUUUCAAUGGGAUUAAAUCUGUGAGCCAAAAAAUUUUGGAGCGAAAAAAUAAUUUUUGUCAUUUAUUAAAAAUGAGUUGUUGUGUCACACAUUAAGAGUAAUUUUUAGUGAAAAUUACAAAAUUAUUAUUUUGCACAUUUCAUAAUAAAGGCUUAAUUGUAAGUUACAGAAUCACAUUUAAUAAUAAUAACAAUAAUAAUAAUAAUAUACACAUAUAGCACCUUUCUCUUAGUGAUCCAAAGUGCUUUACAAUCAGUACUAAUAGUAAUAAACGUAAUAUAAUUAAUAUUACAAAAAAAAAAAGAAUAACAAAUAAAGUAAAU
Molecule: messenger RNA, 10442 nt
Organism: Porites lobata
Lineage: Eukaryota; Metazoa; Cnidaria; Anthozoa; Scleractinia; Poritidae
Source: the annotation of a GenBank genome assembly